GACAUGUGAGGCUAACAAAGCGCGGAUGCUUUUGCUUUCAGCGGUAAUUUACAGGACUUGAAAAACAGAAAAAUUCGAAGUGCACUUGCUUAAAAGUCAAGCAGCAUAUACAGUCCCUGUCGCUUUAAAAAACCCAGACAAAACGCCCAUAUGAUCCCUGAGCUCCAAUCACCAGUUCCUUCUGCAAAGGCAGUCUCUGCAUUUUUGUCUUUCUGAAUGCUAACAUGGCGAAAAAAGACUGAUAUGAAGAAAUAAAAAAAAGCUGAAGAAAUGUGAAAACAGAGAAUUAAACACUUUCAUGGCGAACAAAAGUCCGAUACGAAAGGAGGGGAAUCGGGACUCCUUUGCCCCAGAAAAUCUUGGAUCAAAAUGGAUGCACGGGGAGUUCUUGCUGCAGAGCCGCAACUUCGACUGAGAAGCAGAUGGGUUUGUCACAGCACCGUUCAGGCCACGCCCUUGUGGGAAUCGAAAUUCCUCAAAAUUCACCUGUGAUUCCUGCUCCUAUCACGACGUGUAAAGGAAGAGUUCAGCAUGGCCACUGUGCGAAAGUUGCUGGUUCCCUCCCCUGGAAAUAGAGAAGCUGAUAGUGGAAAAGACGACUGACUACCCUUCCACGGAGUUCUCACUGGUGGAAGAUGUUGCUCUCCACUUCACUUGUUUGAUGGACAGACUGAAUGAGCAACGCCUUUUUCAGCCCAACCUCUGUGAUGUAGACAUAGUACUGGUGCGCCAUAAGAACACGUUUCCAGCCCACAAGGGCGUGCUGGCGGCCUAUAGCCAGUUUUUCCACUCUCUCUUCGCCCAAAACAAGCAGCUCCAGCGGGUGGACCUGUCACUGGAGGCCCUCACCUCGCAGGGCUUGCAGCAGAUCCUCAACUUCAUCUACACCUCCAAGCUGCUGGUCAACGCCUGCAACGUGCAGGACGUGCUAAACGCAGCCGCCGUGCUCCAGAUGAGCGACAUCGCCAGCUCCUGCCAAGAGCUCAUCAGCAGCCACUCGCUCAGCCUGGACCUGGCCAUGGCCAAGCAGGAUGGGUGUGGUAACCCCGCCUCCUGCCAGUUCUACCGGGAGAUCAAGCAGGAGACGGACCCGGCCCACGCCAAGAUCUACGGCCGGGAGGGCAUCAGCUCCUACUCCAUGCGCGUGGAAGACGGCUCAGGAAAGUCGCACCAUACCAGCAUGCAGGCCAAACAGUUCUUCAAGAAGGAGGAGGGUGAUGGAGGCGGGGCUGGGCCCGGUGGGCGGGGCAUGUGCAAGAUGGAAGGCAGCGUGGAGGAAAUAGAAGACUCAGACAGCCACGCCUCCUUUAACCGGGAGCAGAUCAUCGUGGAGGUGAACCUCAACAACCAGACCCUGAAUGUAUCUAAAGGCACAGAGGGGAAGCCGUCCUCCGCUGAUACCACUGCCGUGUUGGCCCAUUCUGAGGAACAGGACACUGAGGAAGAAGAGGAGGAUGAAGAAGAUGAGGAAGAAGAAGACAAUGAGGAGGAUGACGAAGAUGCAGAUGUGGGAGAAGAGGAAGAGGAGGAGGAUCAGAGAGAUGAUGACAGCAGUGAGGAGGGUGAAGAGGAAGGGGAUGAGGAGAGGGGGGCCAACCAUGCUGUUCCAGAGGCAAAAGAACGAGCAGCGAGGCCCCGUCGGGGCACCAGGGUCUCCAUGGAUGCCAUGGCAACCAUCUCCACCAGGCAGACCCUGAGCGCCUCCACGAGGGCCAGCAAGGGCCGUGGGCGCAAAAGGAAGAAGGACCCAGAAAGCCUCGGCCAGAAGGUGAAGCUGGAGGAGAAACCACACUUUCCGUGCGAGAAGUGCCCGCGCAUUUUCAACAACCGCUGGUACCUGGAGAAGCACAUGAACGUCACACACAACCGCAUGCAAAUCUGUGACAAGUGUGGCAAGCGCUUCCUCCUGGAGAGCGAACUCCUGUUGCACCACCAGACUGACUGUGAGAAGGCCAUACAGUGUGUUACCUGUGGCAAAGGCUUCAAGAAGCUUUGGUCUCUCCAUGAACAUAACAAGAUAGUCCAUGGCUAUGCCGAGAAGAAGUUUUCUUGCGAGAUCUGUGAGAAAAAGUUCUACACUAUGGCUCACGUUAGGAAGCAUAUGGUCGCCCACACCAAGGACAUGCCGUUCACGUGCGAGACGUGCGGGAAGUCCUUCAAGCGCAGCAUGUCCCUGAAGGUGCACUCCCUCCAGCAUUCCGGGGAGAAGCCCUUCAAGUGCGAGAACUGCAGUGAGAGGUUCCAGUACAAGUAUCAACUUCGCUCACACAUGAGCAUCCACAUUGGGCACAAGCAGUUCAUGUGCCAGUGGUGUGGAAAGGACUUCAACAUGAAGCAGUACUUUGACGAGCACAUGAAGACACACACUGGAGAGAAGCCAUACAUUUGCGAAAUCUGUGGGAAGAGCUUCACCAGUCGGCCAAACAUGAAGCGCCACCGCCGAACCCACACGGGCGAGAAGCCCUACCCGUGUGACGUCUGCGGCCAGCGCUUCCGCUUCUCCAACAUGCUCAAGGCCCACAAGGAGAAGUGCUUUCGGGUCAGCAACCCCAUGAUCCCAGAGGUCAACCCGCUGGGCCUCGACCCCGCCUCCCCAGCCGGCGACACGACAGCCAAUCAGGCGGCGGUGGGUGCAGCAGCGUUGGGUGAGAGCAUGUCCAGUGCCCACUCCCACCACGCUGCCCUCACUCUCCCCCUGUUCCACUCGAUGGGAGGCCUUCCUCCACCCCCCCAGCUUCCUCCUCCCCCUCCCCUUUUCCCAGCAGCAAGGAUAAACUCCAACAACAAUUAAUAAUUAAUGUCUGCUUUUUAUCGUUUGUUUUUUGCAGACUCAAAAUUUGGACACUCUGUUCCUUUCCAGGGGAGCUAAGACGCUCACUAUCCUCACAGAGGGUUGACAUUCACUUCACUCAUGAGAAUAGCCCCACAGUAUGAAACUACUGCUCAUACAUAGCUAUCUUUUUAUUCUACUUGCCAAUAUUUCAGAGGAUUAUGAAGACAUAUACCAAGCAUAUUUGGAUAGUUUUCCUUUAGAAAUGCUAACUCCCUCUGUCUGCAUAAAAAGCCUGGAAAAGGUAUGAUAGCAGUCCUUUUACAUUUUAUAUUUUGUCCUUGUUUUUGUAUCUCUUGACUGGAUAUCCAUAAUCUACAGGAAAGUGCAACAAAAGCAGUUCGCUCUCUUUCAAAUUUGUAUGUUACUAUCUGCUUGCCUCUUCCAUACUACACCUAUUGUACAGUAAUUGUGGAAAAGGGAUUGACCAUGUUGGUCACUUCUCUGAAUACUGGAGCAUCAUUACAAAUACAGUGCCUCCUGGGGAACGUCAUGAGAAUUCUUUGUGAGUCUCAUGGACAGAAUUGUCAUGGACUAUUGGAGUGAGGUCCAUUAAGGUGCAAGAGUGUCCACAGGGAACUUAAGCCUACUCCCAACUUUUAUAACAUCGUCUCUUUCUCCUAAUGUCCCUGAGAAAUAUAAUUGGGGUUUGUGUGGUUGUGGGAAUGCUAUUGCAUAGCAGUCAUGAAAUGGCCACAGUGGGUUUAUGCGGCGUAGUGAAAGGCCAAGCAUGUUCUGAACUUUGUGGCUGGUGGAGCCACAGGGAUUCCCCAAGCAAGUGCUAAUGGUGGUUUUCUGAACAACUUAGCAACCGUGAUAGGACACAAGGUGUCUAUUUUCAUUUUUCUAGUUCACUGAAAUGUAGCAACAUCAUUCUGUUUUUGUGUUUUAUUGUUUUGCUUCGGUUCUUUUAAAUGAUCCAGCGAUAACCAAAUGCUAAUUUUUCUUAUAAUACAUUUGUAUUGCAUUGCAAUAACGAAAUCCAUAAGCUCACUUGCUAGGUCAUUGUUAUACAGCCUUUUGUGUAUUUGCUGAAGCUUUCAGACCCACCUAGUGAUAUUCACGAUGUGCUCUAAUUGUAUCUUUCUUUUUAGUGAGGUUCUUGUGUAAUAUUAGGCAUGUGAUGCCGCUUUAAAGGCUUUUGAAAAGUUAAGUUGAGAACACUGUGCAACACCCAGAUAACCAAGAGAGAGGAAAUGCAAGGUUCCAUUUAGCAAAAAAGGUGUAAGAGAUCUAAAGAACACAGAUUCAUACGACCUCCUGGUCAAUAACUAUUACAAUCAUUCAACCAAACCCUUUGGGCCUCAAGGCUUAGGGGCUAACACAAAGUGCAUUGAGUGUACUUAUGUCCAGCCGGUUGGAUUAUUUGCUUAUGUUAAGCAGUUUAGUUGUUUUUGCUCUGUUUUGUAGUAACACGACACUUUCUGAUUUGUUUUUUUCUGCCCUCUUAAAUGGCUCUCUAUGGAAUAUCCUUGUUUUGUAUUGAAGCCAUUCCCUUGCCAUUCAGAUUCACUGGAUCCAUAAUAUAUGGAGGGCGAGUUAUCACUUCUCCUCAUUUUAACAGUUUUGGAUCAUAUUAAAUCCCAUCUUAACUGGACUAAAUUCACAUUAAAAUUCACAUUAAAAAUUACUAAAUUAAUUAAUGAAUAUCACAAACCACAUUCCCAAUCAUAUGUCAGGAUGCUAUUUGAGAAUCCAGAAUGAGGAACAGAUUUUCUGAGAAUCUUUUCCAUAGAGUAUGAAAGAAACAGUAUCCCAUUUGUUUCUGACUAAACAAAAGGUCAGAUAAACAAAAUUCCUGCACUUUUUAAAGAGAUUCCCUUUUUCAGAGGAAGAUGAUAAUCUGCCCUUACUGUUCACUAUAAGUUUUAAACUUAAAGGCAGCAAAAUAAUUCAACAAUUUUGCUACCCCUGAUGAAAUAGCAAGAUAACUUGAUUUGUAUGGUCCAGCAUAGUUCCUAACGGAGCAAAAUAUAUAUAUUUUGAAUGGAAGAUAUUGUUGUGACCUGUAUUAUGAAUAUAUUAUAUUCUGAAGACCUUCAGGCAAACUAAGACUGAUAGGAAUUGCAGUUGAUUGGUUACCUGAACAUGACUUUUAGAGUAGUGUGUAAUUUGUCUUGUUUCUUCCAAAUGUUAACCAAAGUGACAACAUUAGAAAACCAGAUUUAACUACAUGAACUACAGGGGAGUGGAACAGACCUGUGGAACAAAUUUUUGUUUUGUAUAUUUGUUUUUUUUUUCAAAUAUUUCUGGCUUCAUCAACUGCAGCAUAAGUUCUUAAUAUACGUUUGAUUCCCUUGAAUAUGGCAAUGCAGAAAACAUGGCAUCAGAGAAAGGCCAUAUGAACUUGGGUAUGACUGUCUUAUAAUACUGGUCACUGUAUUCUACAGAAAACAAACACCAUUCAAGCUGUGAGAAAUGUAUCAUUGUUCUAUAUCUCCCAUGUUGAGGUCAAGCACUAUAAAUAUUUUGAGUGUUGGGGGAAGAGUGCAAUCUCAUUGUUACUUUUGGCUAGAUGUGCACUUGUGUGAUAACCAUAAUUUUAUUGUUCAAAUGCAUUUUUAUAAUGUAAAAAAAAAUCAAAAUUGUUUUAAUCUGCUGCAGCUGGAUCACUAUAGGUUUCAUGAGAGGUCACUGUUGGAAUACUUUAAAGUCUUACUUAUUUGAGGAUGUGACAAAAACAAACUGUAUUGCAGUAUUGGUAUCAGUCAUAGAUAUAGAAAUACCGUAUGAAAAUUAAUACAAAGUUUAUUCCUAGCCCACUUUCGUAUGAGAUCAUAAUCUGUUGUUUACAAUCUCUUUGAAUGAAAAUGUUUUACUUUGUGUGUUGGCAGGUAUUAAUGAAAGAUGUGGAAAGUUGUGAAGAUUUGUAAUAAGCUGUAAUAUGUUCUAGUAAGUUUUCAAAUUGCUUAAGCACCUUAUAAUAGUAAUAAUGAUGUAACUGUAUAACAAGAAACCCAACUGUGUUUGUAAAAUGUGAUAACAAUCGCAAAGCUGAGGCAGCAGUAACCUGGUUGUGAAUUGAAACCAAAAGAUUUACUAUAGGUACUUUUUUAUUUUUUAAUUCUUGUUUGUAUUUACAUUGGCCUGUACCUUUAAGUGUUGCAUUCCCUGAUUGGCUGCAGUGCAUGGUCCACAUUGGAAUAGGCUCGUAGCGGAGCACUGGCAGCUGUGUUUUUUAUAAACUUGUUGAAUCUACUGUCCCAUUGGCAGAUGCACAUGUCAAUCAAAAGGUGAAUAAGUGUUUGAUAGGCUCCACAAUACUCUUUUGGGAGUGGCUGCACUUUAACUCAUGAAGUGGCAUUACUGCCUUGUAGUCUUAAAGCAAAGCAUAAUGUCACUGUACUGCAUGGCAUUGCAACUAGUGAUGGUAAUGAACUGUCUGUGGAAGAACACAUUCUACUUAGGCUCAGAAUGCCCACAAUACUAUAACUACAAGAAUAAACUUUAAAUUAAAUUACUCUUAGUAAGCGGAUUAGUUGUUGCUCCUUUGUGGGAGGCCUUACCCAAGCUUUGAUUCAUGCUCUUUAUCUUUUAUUGGAAUAUGUUGAAGAACAUUGAAUCUCGAUCAAAUGGUAAAGGAUUUAGGAUUGUCAACUUUCAAGUCUGGCACUGUUAAUUAAAGCUAAAGUAAAUAAUCAUAUACAGACACAUUUAGUCCAGUUUGAGAUAUGCUGAAAUGAUCCUAAGCACUACUUUUCAUACAUUUUGUAUAAAGUCACUCAGUAUAUUUUUUUGACAUUGGAAAACGAUGUGAAAGAUAUCACAUUUCUUUUAUUGGUGACUGGCUUUAGUUUAGCAAAGGUAUCAUUGCAAAAUCGUAUGCUCCAGGGUCAUAUUUUUCAGAGAACGGUUGGCUAAUUUGAACCAUUCGUAGAUGGUGCUUCAUUAUUUGUCUUGCCUUAAGUGAUUGAAGACUAAUGGCAACGCUACAUGUUUUGAUGGUGACUGUUGUAAAAUACUAGUUACGAAUGGUAAUGCUAUUUAAAUUGUCACAGAACGAGAAGUUGGUGCCUAUGUACUUUUGCAAUCAAUUGAUAUUCCCGAAAGCUUUUCAUACUCUACAUUGUCUGCUCAUUGGAUGUUCUCACCUUGUUGAAAAGAGGAAAAGAGUUAGGUCAAAUGAUUUACAGAACCAUGAUAUCUUUCACUAAAUGUUCAUCGAAGAUAUAAAACCUACAACGAGUUUAGAAGUUUUAAUUGUGUAUGCUGUAUCUAAUAAUAAUAGUAUUAGCAUUGCUUAGCUGAGACUGCUCUGUAAUCAUUUAUGAAGCACUGUGCAGUUAAUCAAUUUGUCACAAUGUCAUGCAGCAGAGCAGCACAGAUUAAGAUGUCUGAAGGCUGAGAAUGAGGGGAAAACAUUGGAGCUAUUCCUGGACUCUAGUACAAAGGCUUCUGUUAUACUGCAGAUAUCUUGGAUUAAAACAAGACAGAAGACAAAGUAACCUGGUUAACAGGUUAUUUUCAAUCAUUCACCUAUAGAUGGUUUGGAUUAUCCAAUCAAAAACAAGUAAGAUCAGUCACGGUUCUAGUAAAACACUCGACUUGCGGUGAUUGAGCGUACAGGUAAAAGCCUUCAGACGCUAAUCAUGCUCUGCGGCAAUACUAGACUGAGGGUAAUGCAAAGAUGUUUAAGGAUUUUAGUAUUACUGUUGUCAGUCAGAUGCACUGUCAAUAAUCAUUGAAAUAAGAUGGUCAAAACACUUAUCACCACACAUGUAUAUUCCAUAUUUGAAAGACAGGUUGUCUAAGUAAAAUGUAUUCAAGUUGUAAUCUCCUGUAUGUCAAUUCAAAAGGCUCACCUUCAGCCAGGGGGAUUAUGAGAGGAGUGAGCAAGUACGGUGGUGUGUUGUGGGCCAAUUAUUGCUUAAGCUGCAGCCUGCCUGAGUAUUGGUAUUAUGAAAUACCCUCAUUGUAUUCAAGUGGCAGAGGUAUUUCAACAGUUCUGUUAAGUUUAAGGUUUUUAUUGAGGGAAAAAAGCACUUGACAUUUGCUUGUUGCACAUCAUUUUUAAAGGCAUAACAAAAGCUAGCUUUUUCUUAUUCUUAAGCACUUUGUAGACAUGGAUGGUGUUAAUUGGAGAUAAUUUGUUGAUGUCAGGUAUAGCACUGACAGUUUUGAUGUUUGAAAAGAAAUCAGUACAUGUAUAAUACUGUUAAAGUCAAAGUAAAAAAACAAAUGUUGCGUGAUAUUGGAUACAGAUUGGAUAUCAUAUUUUUGAGUGCUGUUUCAUAGCCAAGGGCCAAAUGAUGAAGGCUACAGUCAGAAGUAUUACUAUUGCUCUUGCUGAUUUGCUGACAGACACAUUGUUUCCUUUCUUCCUUAAAGAUCAAUUUGUUCGAUACAAAUUUGGCUGGCUAGAAUAAGCUAUGGGUGCCUAAAACAAACAUUUUUUACUGUGUGAACUGUUAAGUGCAGGUGUCUGCAUCCUGUGUCAUGGAGAGCUGCAGGGUCUGCUCGAUUUUGCUUUCACCUUGAAUUCAGCAACCGAUUCAGACCCAAGCGACCAAGUGAGGAGAGUUAACUGUUUACACUCACGCUCUCCAGGACCUCGAUUCCAGGCCCCUGGUUUAGUGCAUUGUGAUGUUUUUUGUUUUUUGUAUUUUUCCCCAAAGGAAAGUAGGAUUCUUACCAUGGGUUUUGCUGCUAGUGGGAUUGUUUCCCCAGAUGAUAGACUUUUGUGGCCUUCUUACCUAGACCAAAUCUAAGGGUAUAUGUAAAGGUAGACUCAGUUUGUGAGUCGGUCUAUGGAAAAGCUGAGAGUGUGUACAUAAAAGGUUAUGCAUUAGAGAAUCAUGGCUACACAGGAGAAUAUAUAUAUAUAAUAUACAUAUAUAUAUAUAUAUAUAUAUGAUUAGUAAGCCAAGGAAUUAUUUGAAUGAGGAAUUUGUGGACUGCAUUUGUUUGGUUUCAUUUGCAAAUUACUUUUUUCAUGUACAAGUCAAUCAAGUACCAAGUCUGUCAAUGAGGAACUCAUAAAUUAAAUGAAUGUUAGAAUAAUCAAAGAGGUAGUGUUAUGGGUUACUGCGCAUUAGUUGUAGGGCAGUGGGAUAGUCUUUUCGGUGUUGCAGUGUCCAAUUGGGAAAUGGAAAUAUCCGUUCAUUGCAUAGGUUUCAGUGCUACUGAAUAAUCUAAAACCCAAACAAAUCUGUAUUUUUUCCUAGGAUCAAAUGGUUUCCUGGCUAGGUUCUGAUUUAACCACCCUUCCUUCCCAGUCCAGAGAUUUAGGAAGCCAAUUCUGUGUCAAUCUUUUUCUGUAUGCUGAUUCAGUAAUUUACUAUGUAAACACAAUGUCUUAGUUUACUCCAGUGUAUAUAGAUUACAUGUAGACCGUAGCUGUUGUGGUUAUCUAAACAGAAAUGUAAAAAUAAUACAAGGACAAUUGUGUCUAGAGGUGCUAAUACUAUUAGUCUAUAUUCCAUGUCAUUUAUUGUAUUGGCUAGUGUAUAUUGUCUGUAACAGAGGAAAGAGGAAAAAAAACAAUAAUUUCCAUAUUAAAUUCUAUAGAUAUAUAUAUAUUAUUCCAA
Anguilla anguilla (European eel) is the source of this 9357-nucleotide messenger RNA. RefSeq names its product zinc finger and BTB domain containing 47b (gene zbtb47b). The coding region runs from base 662 to 2791 and encodes 709 amino acids. Gene Ontology annotation, molecular function: DNA-binding transcription factor activity, RNA polymerase II-specific; RNA polymerase II cis-regulatory region sequence-specific DNA binding; protein binding. Gene Ontology annotation, cellular component: nucleus. The transcript has 7 exons. NCBI's taxonomy places the organism in Eukaryota, Metazoa, Chordata, Actinopteri, Anguilliformes, Anguillidae. Gene Ontology annotation, biological process: regulation of transcription by RNA polymerase II. The record is from RefSeq and is a predicted model, not a curated record.